UAGCGGCCUGGGUAUCGUGCCCCGUCUCCCGCUAACCCAGCUCUCUCUCUCUCUCUCUCUCUCUCUCUCUCUCUCUCGACUGCCUGAACGCCUUCGGACCUUACUACAUCAACUACUACAGCCGUGUGCGGGGUGUGCGUGUGAGUGUACGAGACGAGACCAGCAGCAGCAGCAGCGGGGUUUUGCUACUUUCGGCUGGGCCAGUUCAGUAUACAUAAGGUGGUGGUGUGGUGCACCAGUGCACAGGGAACAAGAGGAGUUGGUGGUGCGGCAAGUGUUUAUUUGUAGUGUCUGUGCGAGGGUUAACACACACACACACACAUUCUCUCUCUCUCUCGCACACUCACACGGAUAGCUCCCGUGUGUGUUUCUUUGAAGGCCUUAUUGUGUGGGAGCACCUGUGCCUUAUCUUUAUGUAGACUAGAACUCGAAGUGGUUGGUUGAUGGUGGUUCGAUAUAUAAAUACUGUUUCUCCUCCUCUUCAUCUCGGUUAUGGCGACGGCGGUGGAAGUGUAGGCAAAAGGACGAUGGCCGAGACACCGCCUGCACAGUUAUUGUUGGCCGUGCCCUCGUCUCUCGCAUUACCCAGGAUGAAGUGAAUGUUCGUUCGUCAUUUUUGUGAUUUACCAUAAAUCGAAAAAAAAAAAAAGUUCCGUUGUACUAUCCGAUGAUUGUGCCUUUUAGUGAAUAAUCCAUUUGGCUGUGCACAGUUUAAUCGACUGGUAUUCUUAAAUACUGAAGGCUCCACCAACUUCUGCGACCUAGUGUUUUCCGUGUGAAUGCAUUUGUUUUAUAUUUUCUAUCUGAAUUUGCCAUCAUCGCCUUAACCAUCAUGCCUUGCAGCUGUUUUGGAAAGAAAGAUAAAAAGACAGGACCUCUGAAAAAUGAAGAAGAGAAAUACCGGCCUCGGGAUGGGCAGGAAAGAGCCCUGCUCGUUCCUGCUGGCUCUGGCCUAACUACUACAUCUGCUGCAGAGGCCAAAAAGCAACAGCAACAACAACAGCAACAGCAGCAGCAACAACUUCUAGGAUCAGCACCACCAGCACCGGUAACUCCACCAUCUACACCGUCUGGAGAUGUACGCCUAAGGCCAGAAGAUGAUGCUGAUAAAGCCAACCGUAGAAGGGAUGUUGUUGCUUCAUUCUACAGUGAUCAGUGCGAACUCAUUGGAUUUAAAGCCACAGGAUCUCGACCUCCUUCAGCCCAUGUGGGACAUCAUGAUGGUCCUGCAGCAACAUCCUCCCCUGCAACAUCAUCGCCUUCGUCCACCCGCUCUGCAGGAGCCUGCUGUAGGGCAGAUUUAGCAGAGAAACGACGAGAGUUCUUCAAGGACUUGGCCAAUGAUGACAGCUUCUCUCGAGGGUCCCGACCUACAUCUCGAUUGACAGAUCCUGGCUCACAACAGACCCCUCGACACUCACACUAUCAAGAACAACUUCACCAUACCCUUCCCUACCAUAGUAAGGCCAAUAUUAGGUCAAAUAAAGUCUCCACUCAUCCUCUAGUCUUGCAACAAGGUAUUCACAGAAACUCUGCUCCUGGGUCUUCCUCCACUUCAGAGGAAAAACAGCCUCUCUUACUCCAUUCCUCCCCAUCUCCUGAACAAGCACCAAAGAUAAAACAUGUCAGUCCUGAUAUCUCUGUGUCUAAAAUCCCAAACCAUUCUGGUAAUGAAGUGGUCUCAGAAUGUAUACCGUAUGAUGACAUAUCCGAUGAAACGCCCCUACUCUCAGAUAAUGAGGAACGUACACAGGUGAUUCCCGAGACUAAGGUGUCUACCACAAUUCAGAAAUUACCAGAUGAAAUUUCACUAAAUUUGGUUGAUCAGGCACCCCCAAAAGCUGCACACAUUGUUAUGGAAUCUAAAAGCCCAGAAUUACUUGUUGAUAUAUCCCCAACAGAAAUUAUGGUUAAUAAAGUUGAAGUGAAAGCAUCAGAUCCCGCAGAAUUUUUGGAAAAUUCCAGAACACCAUUUGAUAAGCCUUUAAUAAAUAACCCUGAAGUAAUUUGUGAAAUGCUAGUAUCAGAAAAUUCCAAAUUUGCCGAAUCAACAGCUGAUCUUAAGACACCAGUUCAUGUGGUCGAUGUUACUACAUCUCAGAGCCCUCAGUUAACUUUAGGAUCUUGCAAUGGAAGGCAAGAGGUUGGUAUGGAUGUACCUGCUCCUGAAAGUGAACUAUUCACUAAUAAUGAAUAUAAAUCUGAAGACUUGACUCACGUCGUUGAUAAUUCUCAUAUAGUUUUUAGCUCUGAAAAUGUUCAUCCCUUUGCAGAGUUUGGAACUCCAGGUUCAGUAGUUGAACCUUAUUUUGGAGAGCAUUUUGUUCCUCAUGACAGUCAUCAGUUUGAUCAUGAAUUCUCUCAUGAAAGUCAACCCCAGACACUUAUUAUUGAUAAUGAAGCACUUAAAGAACCACGUUUCGAUGGUGGACCACAGACCAUUGUUGAGACAACCCGUCAGUUUAUUUCUGCUAGUUCUGAAAUUCCUAUUCAGCAAAAAAAAUCACAGACCAUCGUUGAAACUACUAGACAGUUUAUUACAGGGCCACCUGAAGAACAAACUACAAAAACACUUGUUGAAACAACGCACCAGUUUCUCUCUGAUGAAAAUCCUGACGAACCGAAAUCUCAGACUAUAGUUGAAACUACCCGUCAUUACAUAUCCGGCAUCCCUGAAGAUGAAGAAACUAAGAUGUUUUUGGAAGAUGCAGCACAGCAGGUCCUUUCAGGAAUGCCUGUUGGACAGGUGAAUCUAAAGACAACAGAGCCCUUCAUUUCAGGAAGCCCCGAUGAACAAAUUACACACGCUAUUGUCCAGACCACACAGCAUUUAGUUUCAGGAAGUCCAGGUGAACAACAAAUAAUAGAAUCGUCUCAAGAAAUGUUCCCGAGCUCCAAUGGUAAUUUCUUUUUGACUUCUGUUGAGGAGCUUGAUGAUAUACCAGAAAAAUUGAUAAUGCAGACUGGAACUACUGUAGUGACUACUACUACGACGAUGACUGAAAAGCCUGUAGCACCACCUAGAACCCAUCUGACUGAUUUACCCGAAGAAGAAAAAGAAGAACCAAAGUUACCUGAAGUUCCCUGUUUUGGUGCCCCACCACCUCCAGCCACUCCACCGUCACCUCUUCUAGAGGGCAAGUUUGUAGAGGAGUCAGUUGCAUCCCCCCCAGUCACAUCGUUUAUAGCCUUUGGUGAAGAGGAGACCUUACCUUCAGCACCUCCCGUACCAAGUGCAGAGCAAGGAACUCUCCACUCCACGCUGUCAGUCCUUGAGGAGAACAGGCAGUCUGUGGACUUUGCAUUUGAUAUGCCAAGUCUUGAGAACAUUCAACAGCAGCUGCUGCCUUCUUCACCAUCACCACCACCACCAUUCUUGGAAAACGAACAAUUACCUCCGACUCUCAUCACCCCUCUUAGGGAAGACAAUGAGCUUCCUACACCACCAACUCCCCCAACAGGGGAAAAGAGGGAAGAAACGGCCCUUUCUACCUCCGUCUGCACCACCACUACCACCACCACUACUAUCAGUUCAACCCCUGGAGUAACUUGCGGGGUUGAGAUAGUCUCCUCGUCUACCUUGGAGGAUGAUGGCAUAGGUUCUGAAAUUGACGACGCCCUGGAAUCCAUUGAAGGUCUCUCUGAAGAAGAGUUGGUCAACAUCAUGGCAGGAGAGUUAGCUUCACUCGUGUCUCGACUGGAGACAGCCGUCGAGAGGCUGGAGAAAGUCGGCAGUGUCCCUGGGAAGGCGGCGUCUGGAGGAGGUUCUGCCGGGGGAACGGCGCUCAACACACAAGCUCAGGAAGAACGACGUGAUGGCUUGAUUUGGGGUGAGGAGUGUACAGUCCCAUACGUCCUGGCAUACGAUGACUUGCUCUCAGGGCCAUUUAAGGUGUUCGUGGACUGCAGCAACCAAAUUGGUGGUGAUGUUGCAACCAUUGCCAAACUAGUUCAGGAGACUUUCAUUAACCAGCGAGCCUUCCUUGUUAUGGCUUCCAAGAGCCAGCGACCCCUAGAUACAGAGUUACCACAGGUGCUGGAACCAACUGGGAAGAAGAUUCAAGAAGUUAUCGCCUUCCGUGAGUCAAAACGGCAGUCUCCUCUCUUCAACCAUCUCUCUGCUGUUUCUGAGUCCAUUCCAGGGUUAUCCUGGGUAGCAGUUACUCCAGCUCCUGGUCCUUAUGUGAAAGAAAUGGGAGAUUCUGCUAUUUUCUACACCAAUAGAGUUCUAAAAGAAUACAGGGAGAAAGAUAAGUUACAUGUUGAAUGGGUCCAGAACUGGAAUAAUGUCUUCAAAGAAUUGCAGUCAUAUGUCUUAGCACAUCAUACGACAGGUCUCUCUUGGAACACUCGUGGAGGCAAUGCCAUGAAUAACCUCAAGCCUGCACCUGCCAAUUGUGGAGUACCUCCACCUCCUCCACGCUAGAGUUCUUAUAGGAUUUCCUUUUCUCAGCUUUUUUGUUUUGUAUCAUUUAUUACUUUUGGUAACUUUUUUUAUGGGUCUUUUGCAGUAAAUUAUGUACUUAUAUUAAUGCUCUUAGAACAUUGCUUGUUACCUUUAGUCGAAUUUGGUUUUUUGUGCACAAUAAUUGAAUUAGUAGAAGCUUAUGGUGAAUCAUUGGCUUAUACCAAACUCCUAGUGUUAAUUGUUCCUUUGAUGUAACUCUUAGUAUUAAUUGUAGCAUUUUUUUAUGCUUAAUCAUCUUUACAUGUAAUAUCAACAUGGAAAACUUUAUACAAGAACUGUAUUCAUAUACUAUAUUCAUGGAACGUGUGGUACUCCAUAAUAUAUACUCUAUAUCAUUUAAAUGUUAGAUCAAGACACUUGGAAAUCUCUCCCUGAUUUGUAAUCAUUCAAACUCUAAAGGUUGUUGAUAUCUUUCUGUUAAAUGAACCCACUAUUCAGUGUUAGCACUCAAAUUUAAUUUAGUAAAUUUAUUGCCAGUAUUAUUUAAUAUAUAUUUUUCCUGUCUAUGGUAAAGUAACAUUUUUAUACCAUCUUACUUCAAAGGUUUUGUUUCAAUGACCUUUGUUGAAAGAAAUCAUAAAGUUUAAAAGCAAUCAAAGAUGACUAAGAAGAGUAUAUUUUAGCUCGCUAAUUCCUUUGCUCCUUGAGGUUUUUACAGGAAGGUAUGGUGACAUUUAGAAGUGUUUUUCAAGACUUGCAUCAAUUGAAGUGUUGUGAAAAGGAUGUUAAAUCCAUGGCAUGAUCAAUUUAAUUUGUUGUAUAUUUGGUUAUGAUUAAAUGCAGUGUAUGGUUUUCAUGUCUGGUAGUGCCUUAUAUUCUGUGAGUUCAUUUUAUGAACAUAUGUUCAUAAUUAUGACUUCAGAUGUUCAAAUUAAUAUGUAUAUAGAAAGGCAUGAAUGUCCUUAAAAGUGUUACCUUAAUAAAGAUUGAACAGUUUGUAUACUAAAGAGCUGUAAUCAAAUGUCAGUAUUAGAGCAUCUGAAUAACAAUAUGUAUUUGGAUUAUGUGCUUCAUGAGUUUGAAAUACGUAAAACAAUAUCCCCCUUUAAGUCUGCGUUAUGACUCAUUUAGGAUCUAUUAAGAAAUACUGCUUUCAUAAUUCAUAAACAUACUAGUAUAAUGUUUACAUGAAGCUUUGUGCAUUAACCACUCAUGUCACAAUGAGGCAUUAAAUGAAAUUUAGGGUUUAAACUGAUAGCCUUGGCUGGGUAAAACAAUGAGGUUAAGAAUACAUUUACAGUUGUGAUUUUCCAAGUAAAUUUCCUGCACUGUUUUCAGUGUGCAUACAAAGGCAUUGAAAGGUAAUCCACAUAAUAUAUAGAAAUAUUUUCUGUUGUGGCAGUAACAUUAGUGAACCAAAUUGAAGAAUAAUAAUUGAUACUAUAUUACUUCUUUGUAAUAAAUGGAACAGUAGUCAUUGUAAGAAUAAGGCAACUUUGUGAAAAGCAGACUACUCUUUCUGCUGAUUUAAAUAAUUGACCAGUUUCCAUAAGAAAUAGAGAACAGGAAAGUGAACUUAGAUUUUGCAUUUAUCUUUUGAUUAUUGUGGUAUGAAAAAUAAAAAAAAAAAUUACUGUACAUUGUGCUCUUAAUAAAGCACUAUUGGUAUGAUGCAUAUCAAUCACACUCCCUAGUCAGUUUGCACUUGUGCACAGGUGUGAUAAGAACCUAAAUACAAGAGUACUUAAUCUCUAUAUGCUAAUUGAACAGGUCUUCACAUAAGAGUUUUGUAGCUGUGUCUUAGCUGACAGGGCUCUAUCAGUAUGUUAACUGCUGGGUACACGAGAGUUUGCGCUUUUCAUGUACACACACCUGUGUUGGUGAUAAAUUUAUUAUGAUUACUUGGUAAGUCAUUGAAAUUAAAAUCUUACACAGAUACAUAUGCAACUCUGUUUAAUUACAUAAAAAACCUUUCACAACAGUAUACGUAUAUGGUAUUUCAUAUGCUUUAUGUAGAUAUUUAGCCUGAAUGAAGAGGAAAAAGUAUUUCAGUGAUUUGUAAAGUGAUUGAACAUAUUUUUUAUGGCCUGGUUAUUGUGUUGCUUUUGUGCUAAUGUAAGGAAUUACCAAGUUUGCUAAUGAGUUGUACUGGUUUGUAAUAGUGAGUGCAGUAAAUUGUUCAUUUAUAUU
This is a messenger RNA of Macrobrachium nipponense, 6598 nucleotides long. RefSeq lists its product as uncharacterized. The transcript has 7 exons. Gene Ontology annotation, biological process: cell morphogenesis; actin filament organization; cytoskeleton organization. Gene Ontology annotation, molecular function: actin binding; adenylate cyclase binding. The coding region runs from base 833 to 4426 and encodes 1197 amino acids. Gene Ontology annotation, cellular component: cytoplasm. Lineage: Eukaryota; Metazoa; Arthropoda; Malacostraca; Decapoda; Palaemonidae. The record is from RefSeq and is a predicted model, not a curated record.